This is a messenger RNA of Carassius gibelio (silver crucian carp), 3961 nucleotides long. RefSeq names its product transglutaminase 1, K polypeptide (gene tgm1). Gene Ontology annotation, biological process: peptide cross-linking. NCBI's taxonomy places the organism in Eukaryota, Metazoa, Chordata, Actinopteri, Cypriniformes, Cyprinidae. The transcript has 13 exons. The record is from RefSeq and is a predicted model, not a curated record. Gene Ontology annotation, molecular function: protein-glutamine gamma-glutamyltransferase activity. Bases 119 to 2380 code for a protein of 753 amino acids.
AGAGUGAGUCUCACUGAUCACCGCUCAGUCACUCACAUGAGUCUACAGAUAUCUUUAGAGUGGAGACGGACAUAAACAGGACUGACACUACUACAUACAGAUAAGGACCGCAAACAAUAUGCCUGUAGAAACAUUAUCAAUCAGAAACCGCUCUGCCAUUGGCCGCUUUCCAACUGGCACUCUUACGCUGGAGGAUCCAGACAAGCUGAAGUCACAGAAGCCAGACACGAAGUGGACAUGUAGCGCAUGGUUUCGACAGUGCUGCCAGCGCUGCUGCUGCCGCAGAAAUCCCACAGAUCCCUUACCUAUCUCUCUAUCAGAUACUCUUCUGGAGGUUCGUUCUAUAGACCUGCUCAAAUCGAAAAAAGAACAGAACCGUCUGGAGCAUCAUACAGAUCGCUAUCUCAGCGAGCACCUCGUCAUCCGCAGAGGCCAGACCUUCCAGAUGUGGAUUGAGCUCUCACGGGCUUUCAACUCAGAGACAGAUAAACUUCAGUUAGAUCUGAAACUAGGUAAUCUCCCAGAUGUAUCCAAAGGCACACAUGUGAUCAUUCCUCUGGUUAAGGACCUGCAGGAUGGCUGCUGGGAAGCCAAGAUAGUUGAACAGAAAGGCAGCAAAAUAAAACUCUCUGUCAACUCUCCACCAACUGCUGCUAUUGGCAAAUACAAGCUCUGUGUUGCAACAUCUUCCCCAACGGGUGAGGCCGUGUCCCCAUGCAGUCCCGACAACGACAUCUACUUGCUGUUCAACCCCUGGUGCGAAGACGACUCUGUGUACAUGGAUAAUGAGGAGGAGAGGAAAGAGUAUGUCUUAAAUGACAUGGGUCUAAUCUAUUAUGGAACGGACAGCCAGAUUGGAGACAGGCCGUGGAAUUUUGGCCAGUUUGAUAAGGGCAUUCUUCCCGCCUGUCUGUUUUUGCUGGAGCGCAGUGGAGCCCCAGCUUCAGGAUGUGGAGAUCCUAUCAAUGUGGUCAGGCUUUUGUCUGCGAUGAUUAACUCCCCUGAUGACGGCGGUGUGUUGGUAGGCAACUGGUCGGGUACGUACGAUAAUGGCACGGCUCCCACAUUCUGGAGCGGUAGCAGUGACAUUCUGAGAAAGUACUAUGAAAGUGGAGGAACACCGGUUAGAUACGGACAGUGCUGGGUCUUCUCUGGGGUCACCACCUCAGUGAUGAGGUGUUUAGGGAUUCCGACCCGGAGCGUUACAAAUUUCGAGUCUGCUCAUGACUCAGAUGUCUCCUUGACAACAGACGUGUAUUUAGAUGAGAACUUCCAGCCAAUUGAGGAAUUCAAUCAAGAUUCUGUCUGGAACUUCCAUGUGUGGAAUGACUGCUGGAUGGCCCGUCCAGACCUACCCGCCGGUAUGGGGGGGUGGCAAGUAGUAGAUGCCACCCCUCAGGAGACCAGUCAGGGGGUUUUCCGCUGUGGUCCCGCUUCUGUCGCUGCUGUCCGGAACGGACAGGUUUACCUCAAGCAUGACACACCAUUCGUAUUUGCAGAGGUGAACAGUGAUAAAGUGUACUGGCAGCGAACUGCUGAUGGCACCUUUACUCCUGUCCAAGUCAGUAAGAAAGCAAUAGGUCACUGCAUCAGCACUAAAGCUGUUGGCUCUGAUGAACGUGAGGACAUCACACACCUCUACAAACAUCCAGAAGAUUCAGAGGAAGAGCGCAUAGCUGUGGAGACUGCCUGUCAGUAUGGCUCUAAAGCAGCCAUCUACAACAUCUCCAGUGCUAACGAUGUCACCAUCCAGAUCUCCAUGGAUGAAGAACCUCAGCUUGGGGCAGAUGCUAAACUGCUCAUCACUGUGAAGAACACAAGCUCAGAACUGCGUACUUUCUCCCUCCAAGGCCAGGUUAUCGUUAUGUACUAUACUGGGGUGUAUAAAGCUACAGUGAAGAAAGACCAGGUUCCUGUCGAACUCCAGCCCAAUGAAGUUGAGACUGUGGAGUGGUGUCUGCUCUAUGAUCACUAUAAAGACCAGCUGGUGGACCAGGCCAUGCUGAUGCUCACAAUCACUGGACGCGUCACUGAGACCAAACAGGUUCUGGCCACCCAGUUUCGGUUCAGACUGCGCACACCAGACCUAGUCAUCAAACCUGAAGGGGACGCUGUAGUUGGCAAAGAAAUGAAGGCUACGGUUGUUUUCCGGAAUCCACUUAAGCGCACACUGAAGAAUGUGAAGUUUCGCUUUGAAGGACUGGGACUGCAGAGUGUCAGGGAGGUUUCCUACGGAAAUAUAGAAAGUUUGGCUGCAGUGACACUGACCGAGAAGUUUAUUCCUUUGGAGGCCGGCCCACAGAAACUUCUAGCAUCACUCGACUGUCGUCAGCUGUCUCAGGUGCAUGGAGUCGCCAACAUCACUGUCAAAGCACCGUGAGACAUCUCUUCACUGCACUGGACCUUCAGUGGCGCUGCAGUUCAUUAAGAAAAUCUCAAUUGAGGACAUUCUUGUUGUUUUUAAUCUAGCAAACAGCUUGAGAAUAUCUUUUGGCACGCAUUCUCAAAUGCACCUGCAUUUUUGCACAGUGUAGUACAAUAACCACUCGUGCACAUUUUACAUAGGUUAAUUUAACCAUUUAAAAUAUUAUUUAUUUUUGUUACAUGAACCAAAAUGUCUGUAUAAACUUUUGUUGCUUUAAAAGGUUGCUUUUUAGGUUGAAUUUAUUCAUCCUUUUAUUUUUUAUUUUUCUCUCGGAAUACAAUUUUCCAGAUAUUUCUGAUGAUUCAUAAAUAUUUAAGUCAUUACAACCACGCUGUUUGUGUUUUUAGUUAGUAAUCUGGCAAAGAGCCAAAGGAUUAUAUUGCAUCUUAAACAUUCAAAAGCAUUUCUAAAUCAUAUGAAGUCUGGACUCGGGCGAUAUGUUUUGUCAACCAUAUCUGAUUUUUAUAUGAACAUGUUUCUGAGGCAUGUAAAUAUAAUACUUUUAUAUAUAGAAAAUAUUUAGAUCUAUUAGUUUCAAAGGUAUUAACUCAUGUUUGCUGGAGGACAUAAAAAAAAGUCAAAAUGUUAGCAGUAGGUGGUUAAGGCUAAGGGAUACAGCAGUGGAUACUGGGCAUGCACACAUCAGUAUAGCUGCAUUUUUGUCAUACUGUACUACAAUAAGUACAGUUUUUACAUUACAGUAAGGGCUAGGUGUAAAUGGACAGGUGUAAAACACAAUCUAAUAGGUAGAAAAUUAAAUUUAUUAUACGUUUCCGGUUUUAGAUGUAUCUCAUCUAGUUACAACCACAGUAUGGAUUUUGUUUCAUUGAAAUAGAACAGCUUGUGAAGAUGUGACAGGUACAAGAAAAAAGCAUGCACAAUCGUACACAAGAGACAGAGAUAUUGGGGGAAAUGAAGAAAAGGAAAACACUUUACAGCUUUUUAUGUGAUGGCCAUGGUUUCAGAAAUUGCUGUGGCCUGGAUGAGUUUUGCUUAGGGCUCCAGACGUCUGAGAGGAAUAUAAGCCCGCACCCAAACAGGACGAGCAGCAUUACUGAAUGACAGUCGAAACAGACACCAGUUCCACAGUAAUGGUUCCUUAUUUUUUCACCUAGAUUUGCCACCAGAUCACAAAAAAAUGAAGGCGCAUUUAAGAUUCAUUGGAGUGUUUUGUAUAUUUUUAGAAGACUAAAUUCAGAAUGUGCUAUUUACCAUCAAGCGUUUCUCGUUUGAUCCCUCGCCGUCAUCUCUUUCUCUCUCUGAAACCCGCCCUGAACUAAAGUCAAUGUUACAGAUGAGUAUGGCAUAUAUUAAAUGGAUCUUGAAGCUGUUGACCGUUGUUUUAAUAUUGAAUUGCAUGGUUUUGUUCUACUAUGGGGAGGGUAACAUCUCUGAGUGAUUUGAUCAUAUUUUUUAUGAAGAAAUUGUACUAUUUAUAUAAACUUAUGUAUAUUGCAUUAUAAGACUAAUUACAUAAGAUGUUUAUACUCUAUGACUGCAAUGAAUAAAGGAAAUGCUAAUAUAUAUGUAUAUAAA